Molecule: messenger RNA, 1053 nt
Organism: Telopea speciosissima
Lineage: Eukaryota; Viridiplantae; Streptophyta; Magnoliopsida; Proteales; Proteaceae
Product: transcription factor bHLH18-like
Exons: 4
Coding region: 1-996 (331 amino acids)
Molecular function (GO): protein dimerization activity
Source: RefSeq, a predicted model, not a curated record
AUGGAGAUGUCAUCUUUCACAUGGGUAUCUGAGCUGGGAAUGGAUGAUCCAGCCUUCAUUUAUCAAUGCCAAAUGAACUCCUUUGAUGAAUUCACCUCUCAAAACCCACCAACCUUGAACCAAACAAGUAGCACAACUACCUUCAGUGGAUCAUCCAUGGAGGCGGCUCGGACCAGCGGCAUAGGGAGAUCAGUAGAUAGACCCACGAAGUUGCUCAAGACCAACAGCUGGAACUCUUGCACCACAACCUCCAACCCGGAACCCUCUUCUUCUCCUCCUAAUAAAAUUCUCUCUUUUGGUGGUUCGACUUCACUAAUGGAUCAAUCUCAGCAGUUGUACUCUUCUCCUGAUGUCUUGAUUUCUCAAGGUUCUUAUUAUAUGAACCAAAAUCAUGGAUCCAAAGCUUGCCAAGGGAUUAAGAGGUCACUCCCUACGAGCAGACCAACUUCUCAUACACAUGAACAUGUUAUCGCUGAAAGGAAGCGAAGAGAGAAGCUCAGCCAGCGUUUCAUAGCCCUCUCAGCCAUUGUUCCAGGUCUCAAGAAGAUGGACAAGGUUUCUGUUUUAGGAGAUUCUGUCAGAUACUUGAAACAUAUGCAAGAGCGAGUAAAGGUAUUGGAGGAACAGGCCAAGAAGAAAACUAUGGAAUCAGUGGUGGUAGUCAAGAGAACUCAGAUUUCAGCAGACUACGAUAGCUCUUCUUCCUCCGGAGAGAACUUCAGCUCCGACGAACCUCUCCCCGAAAUCGAGGCAAGGGUUUCGGACAAGAAUGUCUUGAUAAGAAUCCACUGUGAGAAAAGGAAAGGAGUGUUAAUGAAAACCCUAGCGGAGAUAGAGAAGCUCCACCUCUGUGUUGUCAAUAGUAGCACUAUUCCUUUUGGAGAAACAGCACUCGAUAUCACCAUAGUGGCUCAGAUGGAAGAGGAUUUCUCCAUGAAAGUGAAGGAUCUAGUGAGGCAUUUAAGCUCAGCAUUUCGACAGUUCAUGUUACAAUAAUAAUAAUAAGAAGAAAGAGAGAAUUCAGUUCCUUUAGUUGUUUGUGCAUAGAAGAUG